Messenger RNA from Oppiella nova, 555 nucleotides. The record is from the annotation of a GenBank genome assembly. Lineage: Eukaryota; Metazoa; Arthropoda; Arachnida; Sarcoptiformes; Oppiidae.
CCUGGUCUUCGAGAUCCCAUUCCGGGGACAGUUUAUAUGGGUUAUUGUGCUGACACUACUCCAGGGGUCGUGUGGAAUGGCUUUCGGUCUAAUGAUAUCUGCAAUUUGUGAAGAGGAGAACUCAGCGACAAUGUUGGCUUUGGGCUCAUUCUACCCCAAUCUGCUACUUAGCGGUACCGUUUGGCCGACACAAGCAAUGCCUCAAUUUAUUCGAUACUUCAGUUAUGUUUUGCCGCAAACUAUUCCCAUAGAGGCCAUGCGUUAUAUAUUAUCGCGCGGAUGGGACCUCUCGUACGGAAUCGUUGCGCUGGGCUUUGGAGUGACCAUCGCUUGGAUUAUAUUCUUCCUCAGCGCAGCCGUCAUUAUUUUCAAAUAUAAAAAAUAGAUUUCAUUUGAUAGAGUUUUUUAUAUAAAUAUUACUCUCCACUGUAUAUCUCAUUUUAAUAAUUUAGCUUUUAAUUUUUUUACAUUUUAAAUCUCAUUUCAAUUUUAAGAUUCUUUAUACGAGUUCUCAAAAGUUUUGAAUAAAAAAAGUUUGAGUAUUUAGUUGUAAAA